Molecule: messenger RNA, 945 nt
Organism: Dictyostelium purpureum
Lineage: Eukaryota; Evosea; Eumycetozoa; Dictyosteliales; Dictyosteliaceae
Exons: 3
Coding region: 1-945 (314 amino acids)
Source: RefSeq, a predicted model, not a curated record
AUGAGAAUUCUCAAAAGUUUAAUAUUAUUUAUUGCAUUAUGUAAUAUUUUAGUUUCGGCAUUACUACCACCAUCACCAGGUCCAAUCGAUAGAAGUCAAUUAACAGACGAACCAGUAGUUGCUUAUUAUGGUUCAGGAAGUGAUAAUGGUAUUUACUCUAUUGGUGAUGGUUGUUCAAAUUCAAAAAUUACAUUACCAAAAGAAUAUAUGCCAAUUGUAGUUUUAAAUGAAACUAGCUAUUUAGCAACUACAUAUGGUAAUAGCGAUUUUAAUAUAGCAGUAGUAUCAAGUCAAGGUACACAACAAGUCCAAAUUCAAAGUGGAUUAAAAAGUAUUGCAGCACACGGUGGUGUUAGCUCUACCAUUUCAUAUGAUGAUAAACUCAAUGCAUUCAUCUUUAUAAACAAAGAAGGUUUCACCACUAAUAUCAUCACCUAUUUAAUUGACCAAGAUUCUCAUACCUCAACAUCCAUUAAAAAUAGUAUUGCUUUUCCAUCACCAUAUUAUGAUUUAACUACCAGCACACUUUACUUUGCAGCUGUUAUUAUUGGUGAUGUCAGUUAUGUUGUUUACGAUCAAUCAGGAAUGAAAGUUUACUCUCUUAGAGAUUUAGAUUUGGGUGUUGGUUUCGACUCAUUACAAGUUGCUGCCUAUAACGGUCAAGUUGUAUUAUUUGGUAAAAACUCUGGUGAAGAAACCUCACAUCUCUUUUUAGUUAAUCCAGAAUCAAAAAAUACCACUCUUUUAAAUCAAGGCACUAAUGCCGUUUCUAUGAUCACUGGUGCCAAUCCAAGAUAUGUUCUUUUAGUUACCUCAUCUCAAACAUAUAUGCAAAUUGAUUUAGAAACUGGUGCCUCAACUGAAUUCACUGCUGCUUGCCCAGAAACCUCUUUUUCAAACUCUUUUAUUUCAUCAAUUGCUGUUAAAGAUAUCUUUUCUUUUUAA